GUUCCCCCCCCCCUCAGUUCCUCAGGCGCCGCUAUGGGACCGAGAGGUCUUCUUCUCACCCUCCUGAGCGCCGGUCUGACUUUGGCCUUCGACACCGAAACGCCCAUCGUCUUCUCCGGCGACGCCGACGGCGCCUUCGGUGCCGCCGUUGGAGCCUUCGUCAGCAGCGACGGCGGAGGGGUGUUGGUGGGCGCUCCCCGGCACCGUCGCGGUGCCGACGGGAUGGGACGGAUCCAUUGGUGCCGACGGAGCUCCGGAACGUGCCGGGAGGUGCCGGUGGGCGGAGCCGAAGGCGCCGCCAACGCCUCCUUGGGGUUAACGAUGGCCGUCGGCGACCACGGAGCGUUGGUCUGUGGUCCCACUUUGUCCCAAACGUGUGGAGAGAACAUCUACGUCAGCGGUUUCUGUGUCCUCCUGGACACCGACUUCCAGGAGCUCCAACGCUUCCCGACCUUUCAACCCCAGUGUCCUCAACGUCCCUCCGAUAUCGUUUUCCUCAUCGACGGCUCCGGAAGUAUCAAAGCCGAAGAGUUCGUGAAGAUGAAGACCUUUGUGGUGGAGGUGAUGAAGCGUUUCAGAGGAACCGACACUCAGUUCGCCCUCACUCAGUUCUCCCACCUGGUUGUCCACCAUUUUGAUUUCCACGCUUUCCGCCGCUCCCGAGAUCCAACGCUUCUCCUGGCGGAGGUCCACCAGCUCGGAAGGACCACUCGGACGGCCACGGCCAUCGCCGAUGUCCUGACGAGGACCUUCACGGCGGCCGCGGGCGGCCGAGAAGAUGCGUUGAAGGUCCUCAUCGUCAUCACCGAUGGCCAAAAGUUCCGCGACGAUCGCCGCUACGAGGAUGUCAUUCCCUUGGCCGAAAAGAUGGACGUCACGCGCUACGCCAUCGGCAUCGGUCGUUCCUUCUCCACCCCUGAAGCCCUCCAAGAACUUCUCACCAUCUCCUCGAAGCCCUCUCAGGACUUCGUCUUCCGGGUGGACAACUUUGAGGCCCUCCAUGGCAUUCAGGAGCAGCUCCACCACAAGAUCUUCUCCGUCGAAGGGACGCGCCAGGUCCACGGCAGCUCCUUCCAGCUGGAGAUGAGUCAAGAGGGCUUCAGCGCCACCUUCGCUCCCGAAGGUCCUCUGGUGGGGGCGGUGGGCGCCUACGAUUGGGCCGGAGGGGCGUGGCUUUACGGCGCCGGCGGAGACCGCACUUGGCUCAACGUCUCCAACGGUGGUCACGACGUGGACAACUCCUACCUGGGUUUCGCGGUGGAGUCGUUGUCCGUCGACGGUCACCGGGCGGUGGCUUUGGGCGCCCCUCGCUACGGCCACCGCGGCCGUCUCGUCCUUCUCCAGCGCCGAGGAGACUCCUGGGACCUCCUCGGAGACGCCCUCGGGCCUCAGGUGGGCGGAGCCUUUGGGUCGUCCCUCUGCGCUGUGGACACGGACGGAGACGGUUCGGCCGAAGUCAUCCUGGUGGGAACCCCCUUCUUCUACGGAGGGGGCAGUGGUGGCCGUGUGGACCUCUGUGACCUCCACCCCGAGGCUCCUCGGCUUCGCUGUGGUCGUGUCCUCCGUGGAGCUCCUGGUCAUCUUCUGGGUGGCUUUGGUGCCACCGUGGCCAAAGUUGGGGACGUGGAUGGUGACCGUUGGCCCGAAGUGGCCAUCGGAGCACCUCUGGAGGACAACGAGAGCGGCGCCGUCUACAUCUUCAGAGGACGUUGGGAUGGAGUCCACCUCAACUACAUCCAGCGCAUCUCCGGCCACCGCUUCUCCGUCCGCCAUUUUGGCCGCGCCCUCAGCGGUGGACGGGACCUCACGGAGGACCUUCUUCCCGACGUGGCCGUGGGCGCUGAAGGUCGCGUUCUUCUCCUCAGGUCACGGCCGCGUCUUCGCGUGGCCGCAACGGUGACCUUUCAACCUCCAGAGGUCCUCGAGGCCACCGGGAGAUGUCCCCAAGAGGACACCACUCUACGGGAGGUGUCCAAAGUCCACAUCUGCUUCGAGGGCACCAAAGCCACCAAUGAUACCUACGGUUCCGAACUGUCCGUUUCACUUCCGUUCCGGGCGACGUUGGAUCCCGGUCGGGCAUCGUCGCGAGCGGUGUUCGUGGGGGUCGGGGGGACACUUAUUGGGACGGAACGAGUGGCGUUGGGACGACGGUGUCGGGUGGUGUCCGUCGCGGUGGUGGGUUGUCCGCGGGAGGUCACGACCCCUGUGAAGCUCCUCCUCAGCUACGGACAACGAGAGCCGCGGGACGGACAGACGGUCGUCAUCGUCCCCUCCGGACAGACGGACGUCAGCGCCACGCUGCGGCUCUCGAAGGGCUCCGCGAGAGAGUGCGAAACCGCUUUGAGGCCCUCUGUGACCCUCGGAGGGUCGUCUCCGCUGGUGGUGGGGGUGGAUGAGGCCCUGGAGGUCACCGUGGGGAUCCUCAACCGUUGCCACGACGACCGCGAGGCCACCGUGAGGCUCCUCCAUAGCUCCCACCUGGCCCUGCGCCGCGCCCGUCUGCUCCAGGCCUCCGGCAGCUCCGGAUCUCUGCGGUGUCGCUCGGAGGAGGCGAUGGGACGACAGCGCUCGACCGUCUGUCUGCUCGACCGCGACGGCUUCCGCGCCGGCACUGAGGCGACGUUUGCCCUCUCGCUGUCGGUGCCCCCCGAGGCCGAAGUGGGCACCGAGCUGGAGUUGGUGGCCACCGCCAGCAGUGGCCACUGGGGGCCGUUUGGUGGCCCGGAGCAACGAGCCCGGUGGCCGGUGCGCUACGGCGUCGCCCUGCUGCUCGCCAGUCCCCCCAACUCGACGACCUUCGUUCCCGCCCCCUCCGGGGUCCCCGCGGUCCCCCUCUCCCACCACUAUGAGCUGCAAAUUCGGGGUUCCCGGGGACCCCCCCUCAACGUCUCCUUCCGGAUCCCUUCGGCCGUGGGGGGGACCCCAAUCUGGGGGGACUUGGGGGUCACCCCCCAACAGCCCGAACUGGUGCAGUGCCGGGAGGGUCCUGAACACCCGGAGGACCCAAACGCUGAGCGCGAUCGAACCCCGUUGGACUGCGCUACGGCCGCUUGCCGCGAGCUGCUCUGCUCUGUACCGGCUUUGCAGCCUCCUCAAACUCUUGGCUUUAGGCUCGAGGGAUCCCUGACCCUGGGCUGGUUCCAGGGGCCCCGUAUCGUCCUGCAAAGCUCGGCCCUCGUGGCCUUCGACGAGGGGCGGUACAGGAACAGCGCGGGCAGCGGGCGGCUCGAGGUUCAGACGCUGUUGGAGCGCCCGGAGCCCCCUCAGCCUCUGCCCCACAUCCUGGGAGGGGCCGCGGUGGGGCUGCUGCUGCUGGGGCUGGGGGGGGCGGGGCUCUGGAGGGCCGGAUUCUUCCGCCGCCACUACCGGGAGCUGCUGGAGGGGGGGGCGCAGGGCGAACCCCAAGAAUGAGGGCGCC
Messenger RNA from Cuculus canorus (common cuckoo), 3418 nucleotides. RefSeq names its product integrin subunit alpha D (gene ITGAD). Gene Ontology annotation, biological process: cell adhesion mediated by integrin; cell-matrix adhesion; cell-cell adhesion. Gene Ontology annotation, molecular function: integrin binding. Lineage: Eukaryota; Metazoa; Chordata; Aves; Cuculiformes; Cuculidae. The record is from RefSeq and is a predicted model, not a curated record. Gene Ontology annotation, cellular component: external side of plasma membrane; integrin complex. The coding region runs from base 34 to 3411 and encodes 1125 amino acids. The transcript has 30 exons.